AUGGUUUUCCAGAGCAGGCCAUCAGAGGCAUCUCCAGAUGAGGACAGCAUAGACUGCCUGUAUGGGUGGAAUGUGGAUUUCCUGAUCCAGUGCUAUGUGGAGAACUGUGAGACCCUGCUCAUCUCCUCGGGGCUGCAGGUGCAGGAUGCCCAGCUCCCCCCAAGCCCAGGAACCCACUGCCCAGUCUGUGUGAACCAGCUGUGUCCCACUGAGAAGCCACCAACCCUCUGCUGCAUGCACUACUGCUGCAAGCCCUGUUGGAGUGAGUAUCUCACAACUCGCAUUGAACAGAACAUGGUUGUCAACUGCACCUGUCCCAUAUCUGAGUGCCGUGCACAGCCAACUACAGCCUUCAUUUGUUCCAUUGUUUCCUCCAAGGAGAUUAUAGACAAGUAUGAAAAAGCCCUCCUCAGAGGCUAUGUUGAGUGUUGCUCCAACCUGACAUGGUGCACCAACCCUCAGGGCUGCGAUCAGAUCCUCCUUAAGGAUGGACUUGGCUAUGGGGCAGCCUGUUCCAAGUGCUCCUGGAUGUCCUGCUUCAACUGCAACUUUCCAGAGGCCCAUUAUCCUGCCAGCUGCAGCCACAUGUCUCAUAUGACGUGUGCAAAGUGUAACCAUGGCUUCUGUUGGCGUUGCCUCAAGCCCUGGAGGCCGACUCAUAAGGAUUAUUACAACUGCUCUGCUAUGGUGAGCAAAGCAUCUUGGCAGGAGAAGCGUUUUCAGGAUUACAAUGAGAGAUGCACCUUUCAUCAUCAUGCAAGGGAAUUUGCUGUGAGUCUGAGGAACAGAGUUUCUUCCAUCAGUGAGAUGCCAAAAAUUAGGACUUUGAACUUUGUUCUUGAUGCCUGCAAACUGCUAGAACAGGCACGGAAGGUGCUGGCCUAUUCCUGUGUGUACAGCUACUAUAACCAGGACACUGAGAGCAUGGAUAUUGUGGAACAGCAGACUGAGAGCCUGGAGCUGCACACUAAUACUCUGCAGAUCCUUCUGGAUGAAGGUGGCAAAGAGGUUGAAGAUGAGGAGUAUGAACCACAGUGGCAGGAAGACUAUGAUGAUGAUGAUAACUUUGAUGAAGACAACUUCCUGUUUGAUGAUGAGUCAGAUAACCUUGAUUGUGACUCUUACUUUGAUGAUGAUGAUACCUAUGACUAG
This is a messenger RNA of Pterocles gutturalis (yellow-throated sandgrouse), 1152 nucleotides long. RefSeq names its product cullin 9 (gene CUL9). Bases 1 to 1152 code for a protein of 383 amino acids. Lineage: Eukaryota; Metazoa; Chordata; Aves; Pterocliformes; Pteroclidae. Gene Ontology annotation, molecular function: zinc ion binding. The transcript is spliced from 10 exons. The record is from RefSeq and is a predicted model, not a curated record.